This is a messenger RNA of Pocillopora meandrina, 3449 nucleotides long. The record is from the annotation of a GenBank genome assembly. NCBI's taxonomy places the organism in Eukaryota, Metazoa, Cnidaria, Anthozoa, Scleractinia, Pocilloporidae.
AUGAUGAUUUUGACCCGACAACCGGGACAAACUAUCUCCCUGUUGGUUUUUGUUAUAAGUGGAACAUGGGGAUAUCGCUCUGGACUUGAAGUGAUUAACGUGACAUACUGUGGUAAGUUACUCAUUUUAAAUUUUGCCUAAAACUGUGUUGGAAAAAUUAAAGAGUGCUCCCCAGAAAUAUCACGGAAAAUGAAAAUUGAGAAUUCCUCUUAGGAAAAAGAAUCGUCGAUUAUCUUUUUAACAACCGAGUUACUACUUCCCAACUAUCUGAUCUCUGGGUUCCAUUAGUUCUCCAUCUCUAUUAUUUUUUCAUUUCCCUCUUCAUUGCCUGCCGGCUGUUUUAUUAAAAACCAGCUGAGGAUAAGGCUAUUCAUUUGCUGCAAAAACAAAAGUUAUAACCUAAUUUCUGCAUGUAUUGCUUUUCAUCUAAGCUCUUCGUGGGGCCUGGACUGAGGUAAGUUAAAAAUAUAGAGACUAAUGAAUGGCCUCAACUGUUUACUAGUGAAGACUCAAUUGGAAACUAAUUCUGUUUUUCUGUAGCCCAAGGUGAUGCUCCAUUGUUGCAUUAUUUUCAGGAAAGUACGAUAAGCCUCCAACGUUUACAGCUUCUCCAUGGCCUUUCAUUCCUACUGGAAUUGAUUUAGAUGUUAAUAUAACAUUUACACCUGGUAAGUUGAAUUUGACAUGGAGGUUUUAAAAUUUGUUAUUAAUUUUCAAUCAAAAGUGAUAUCGUCAAAAAACCAGGAGGAGGAGCUUAUGAAAUUCCACGGCUUGUAGGAAAUCUUGUUGACAUAAUUAAAAUUUUAUUAAAAUGACUUCUGAAUGAAUAAUAAACGACCACAGGACUGAUUAAAAACUGCAGAUAGCGUCCUCCUUGAUUAGGCGAUAUGAAAACACAAGAGAGGCUUCCGAAAUUGCGAAUCCUUACAGCAUGCAAGACAAAUUGCAAGACGUAUCUCAAUGUCUUGUUUGAACCUAGGAUGGUGUCUAAUCCACCACUGAUUUUUCUUUCUUAGAGCAUCGGACGACUGAAUGCAACGCUCCAAGGUUUUAUUACAGGCCAAAAUAGUUCACAUCCUGCUUUGUUCAAAGACCAAGCCAAAAAUGUAACCCCUUUCUUAUCAAUUUGACUAAGGGUGUUUACUAUAAAAUAUCCAGGAUUUGAGAAUUGAGGUUACGAGAGAACGCUGAGUUGAAGGCCUCAGGAAAUGAGAUUUCAAGUCAGCGUAUUCUAAAACGAUUGUCAAUUAUGUAUCCUGCAGUGCGUAAAGUUGUUAACUCUAAUCGCAAAUAAUUUUCUAUUUUCCGUAUUGGAUAAACUUUUUAACGAUUGCUGUCUAAAUUUGGCGGGUUCGACUGAAAUCUCCACUCUUCAACUUCCAUUGAUGCGCAACAGAAACAGUUCAUAUUGAAUGACUCUUUCAUUACUCAAGAAUAUGUGCCGCGUUCUAAAUAGUGUUUGCUUCUAAUAGAGGUAGAUGUUCUUGAAGCAUCCAUGCAAGUCGAAGUGGUCUGUGACGGCAAGGUUAUUAUUUGGAGCACAGACGACAGUGUAUGCCAAGAGUACCCAAACGUGUGCAGCUUACCUGCUGGUGGUAAGUUGAUUUCCAAAUAGAGAGCUAAGGAGUGAAAAAGGGAGAAAAUCGAAGAGAAUAAAAGAAAUGAAGGACAGAAAGAAAGGGAAAAAAUGGAAAAAGAAAUGAAAGAAAGAAAGGAAGAAAAAGGAAAAAAGAGAGGAUUAAGAGACGUUUUUCACAGUAAAUUUUUCAAACAUUUAUAAUUAAAGCAGAUCAAAUAUCCUGCUCUGCAUGAUUAAAAAAAAAUCCAAAAUACUCCUGAAUAAAAAAGUCAGUGAAUGUCAACCUCACAUUUUCCCUUUAAUAGUUUUUCACACUUGGUUUCUGUUUUUCUUAUAUUUAUCCCUAUAGUUACAGUCAUACAUAUCUCCCGAGAUUGGUGUGAAUCCAAAAAGGUUUUUUUUUUUUCCAAAUAAUAUUUCAAUCGACGGUGUGAAACACAUCGAGACGUGUUUUAAAAUUAAAAACGACGACCCUUCCAAAUUGCUUUCUUGACCAUCUCUAACAAGCAGCUUCGAAUGAAAAACAAAACAAAAAGAAAAUCGUAAUGGCUUAGGGUCUUUUUUUGGGUCUUCUAGAAACCGUUGUGUUGGGUCUAUCUGGAAAUGUGCCGCUCAUUCCUCCAUUUUUUAAGGUAAUCGGUCAACUAGCGCAGCCCUGUUACCUUACGGGUUUCCGUGCUUGUGAUUCCUAUCUGAUAGCCCUGGCUGCAUUUCAGUCUUUCCUCUCUCCCUUGAUUUGCUCCCGCUUGUCAAUUAUAACGGUGUAGUUUUCUUUUCUUAUAUGAUGUUUAUACAUCUUCCUCACAAGCGCAUGUAGCUAGAUUUUUUAAACGAAACUGAAGCAGAAUUCUCUCGUAAGCACUCGUCGUAUUGGCUCAAAAAGCAGCUUUUUCAGGGAUAUAAAAUCCGUAAGCCAUCAUCCUGGCCUAAAGAUUUCCCGAUAUUUUGGUUUUAUCGACUGAGUGAACAUGUAAAUCAGCCACUGUAUAGAGUUUCUAAAGAGUAAGCCCUUCGUUCUGACCUAGGGUAACUAGUGAGACGUCAGCUUUGAAAACUCUUUAUGUAGGCCAGUUUACAUUAUCAACUAAGUUUAUAAAACCAAAUGCCCCACUAGGCCAUGCAUCGACGCAAUACCACAGUUUCUUUAGAAACUUAUCCUCCCCCCCUCGUUAAAAUGAUUUCCAGUCGAGCAUUUUGUCAUCUUUGUACACUCAUUUCAUUUUAGGCUGACUUCUGUGAGCUUUCAGCGUCAGCAGCCAUUCUUAGUUCCUAAUCUGUAUUACCAUUGCAAUGACGACCCUUUUUCAGAAGCAAUCAUGACGGAUGAUGGUGUUGAUCAUUAUCAUUAUCAUUAUGACGAUUUUUAUCAAGCUAGGCAUAGUUUCAUCUGUUGUUUCUUGGAAAAAAAAAGAGGGCCUUAACCCUUUAACCCGUAAAAGUACCCGGCUUCUAGUUUCUCCAUACAAUAUCACCCUGAAUAAAACAUUAUGGCCUCGAUAAUCAAGGAAAUGAUCACCAACUUCUAAAGCUCGUAAUUUUUAAACACAUUGGAGAAUGUGGAGAAUGUGCAUACAAAUGUUAGGGUAUAAAGGGUUAAAUCGAUGCGUAGGUUUACGUUCUAUGUUAAUGUAGCCAUUUUACUUUCAUUUUAUUCUUCAAUCAAUUAGAAUCGAACCUGUAAGGGGAAAGUUCAACUUUUCAAUGAAGAGAAUAUCAUGUAUCUCUGUGGUGAGGGUGUGGCCAAGGUAUGGUAAGAGACGAACAGGAAAAACAGGAGUCAAGACUCGAGAGAAGCAUAAGGGGAAAGAGUAGGCAUAGGAAGACGUGCAAAGGGUCCUCUUGCAACCAAUGCAAUGAUACUAUAAAACAA